Eubalaena glacialis (North Atlantic right whale) is the source of this 1359-nucleotide messenger RNA. RefSeq names its product ankyrin repeat and SOCS box containing 10 (gene ASB10). Gene Ontology annotation, molecular function: protein binding. Gene Ontology annotation, biological process: intracellular signal transduction. Lineage: Eukaryota; Metazoa; Chordata; Mammalia; Artiodactyla; Balaenidae. The record is from RefSeq and is a predicted model, not a curated record. Bases 1 to 1359 code for a protein of 452 amino acids. The transcript is spliced from 5 exons.
AUGCCAGGGAGAAGGAGCUCCCCUCCCCACUGGGGACACCGUCUGCGGUGCCUCCGCUCGGCCUCAGCCUGCCGGGUCUGGGGGCCCCAGUCCUGCCCAGCCUGGGAGCCCCCUCAGCCCUCGCCGCUGCUGUGCCGGGACAUGGCGCUGCAGAACGCCCUGUACACUGGAGACCUGGCGCGGCUGCAGGAGCUGUUCCCCCCGCACAGCACAGCCGACUUGCUGCUGGAGAGCCGGGCUGCCGAGCCUCGCUGGAGCUGCCACCAGAGGGGAAUCUGGUCGCUGACGUACAAAGAGGAGCUGACCACCCCACUGCACGUGGCGGCCAGCCGGGGCCACACGGAAAUUCUGCGGCUGCUGCUGAGGCGGCGGGCGAGGCCAGACAGCGCCCCUGGGGGCCGCACCGCCCUGCACGAGGCCUGUGCUGCAGGCCACGCUGCCUGCGUCCACAUGCUGCUGGUGGCAGGAGCCGACCCCAACAUCCCUGACCAGGAUGGGAAGCGCCCCUUGCACCUCUGCGGGGAGGCCGGCAGCCUUGAGUGUGCAGAGCUGCUCCUGAGGUUUGGAGCAAAAGUGGAUGGUCGGUCCGAAGAGGAGGAGGAGACCCCUUUGCAUGUGGCCGCCCGGCUGGGCCACGUGGAGCUGGCAGACCUACUUCUCAGACGGGGAGCAUGUUCCAAUGCCCGCGAUGCCGAAGGCUGCACCCCGCUGCUGGCCGCCUGUGACGCCCGCUGCACGUCCCCCGCUGAUGCCGAGGCCACCACCACCCACUGCCUCCAGCUGUGCCACUUGCUGCUCUCGGCCGGGGCCGACGCCGAUGCUGCCGAUCAGGACAGGCGGCGGCCCCUGCACCUGGCCUGUCGCCGAGGCCAUGCGGACGUCGUGGAGCUGCUCCUGUCCUGCGGCAGCAGCGUCAACGCCAUGGACUACGGGGGACACAUGGCCCUGCACUACGCGCUGCAGGGCCCGGCUGCAGCCCUGGCCCAGAGCCCAGAGCGCACGGUGCGGGCGCUGCUCAACCACGGUGCCGUCCGCGUGUGGCCUGGGGCUCUCCCCAAGGUGCUGGAGCGCUGGUGCACGUCCCCGCGGACCAUUGAGGUCCUGAUGAACACCUACAGUAUCAUGCAGCUUCCUGAGGAGGCCGUGGGCCUGGUGCCUCCUGAAACUCUGCAGAAGUACCACCAUUUCUACUCCUCCCUCUUGGCCUUGGCGAGGCAGCCCAGAUCGCUGCAGCAUCUGAGCCGCUGUGCCCUCCGUGCUCACCUGGCGGCCUGCCUGCCCCACGCCCUGCCCCGCCUGCCCCUGCCAGCCCGCCUGCUCCGCUACCUGCAGCUGGAUUUCGAGGAUGUGCUCUACUAG